This is a messenger RNA of Tribolium madens (black flour beetle), 1783 nucleotides long. RefSeq names its product sensory neuron membrane protein 2-like. Gene Ontology annotation, cellular component: cytoplasm; membrane. The record is from RefSeq and is a predicted model, not a curated record. The coding region runs from base 140 to 1666 and encodes 508 amino acids. The transcript has 10 exons. Lineage: Eukaryota; Metazoa; Arthropoda; Insecta; Coleoptera; Tenebrionidae. Gene Ontology annotation, molecular function: scavenger receptor activity.
AUCAAAAUUCAAUGUCAUUAUAAACAAUUUUCAAACAAUUAUUUGUGUAAAUAAAAAUUUAGGUUUUAAGGAUAGAUAACACCAAUCUUUAAUUAUAUAGGAACAGUUUUGGCCAAGAUUUGUUAAAGUUAUACACAAAAUGUUUGCGCCACAAAUAAAAUCCAAAAUUAUUUUAACCGCGUUAAUAAUUUCGAGCAUUUUAGUAGUACUAUCAGCGGUGUUAAUAAUUAAGGUAUUUCCCGAUGGCAUAAAGGCUGAAAUUUACAAGAGCGUACAAUUAAUAAAAGGUAACGAACAAUAUGACCGAUUUGUGGAGUUACCCUUUCCCAUUAUUUUCAAAGUAUAUUUCUUUAACGUAGAAAAUGUAGAUGAGAUAUACAAAGGCGCAAAACCUGUCAUUAAAGAAAAAGGGCCAUACGCAUACAAACAGUACAGACGAAAAACAAUUCUUGAUGUAAAUGAAGAAGAAGAUACCAUUUCUUACACACAAAAAGAACGAUUUGAAUUCGAUCAAGAAGCCUCUGGUAAUUUUUCAGAUGAAGAUUACAUCACAAUACUAAAUGCUCCUGCUAUUAGUAUGUUGCAAAUGGCUGAACCGUUUAAUCAAAUGGCUGGAGGUUUAUCCCAGUGUUUGGAUGAUAUAUUUCCCAACAUGAGCAGUAUAUUCAUCCGAGUUAGAGUCAAAGAUAUUCUUUUCGAUGGAGUUAGAUUUUGUGUUCGACACUUUUCCUCUUGCGAGGUUCAGAGGACUCUUGCAUGUAAUAUAGCAGCAAAUUUAAAGAAUGUUGAAAAGUUACCUGAUGACUCUUUGAAAUUUUCCCUUUUUGGCUAUAAAUCUAAGUCUGACGAUGGAAUUUAUACGGUAAAAAGAGGCAUAAAAGAUGUACAUUCUCUUGGUCAAAUUAUAAGGUGGAACAAUGCGACGUAUACUGAUUACUGGCAUGGUUUAGAAAAAAACACUUCCACUUCCUGUGAUAAAGUUCAAGGCACUGAUGCUACUUUAUACCCCCCUUAUGUUAGAAAAGAUUAUAUUUUUCAAAUCUACUCUACAGAUAUAUGCAGAUCUGUCGAAAUUAAAUUCUCAAAAGAACAAGUUUAUAAAGGCAUAAAAGGGUAUUUAUUUACCGCUGACAAUACAACAUUAAGACCUAAAACGCCCAUAAAAGAGAAAGAUUGCUUUUGUGCAAACAAAACAAGAGGAAUCGAUGGUAAAAAAUCCUGCUUUUUGGAUGGAGUUAUCGACAUGGAGCCAUGUACAGGAGUGAAUGUAUUAUUAUCUUUCCCCCAUUUCUUAUGGGCUGCUGAAAAAUAUCUUAAAGGUGUAGAUGGACUAAAACCAAAUGAAGAUCUACACAGUACAUUCUUGCUCGUAGAACCCGAAACAGGAACCCCUUUACAAGGAUUAAAAAGAAUUCAGUUAAAUGUUGUUCUACGACCAAUUCCUUAUGCUAAACAAACAAGCAAUCUUCCAAGAGCAGUAUUACCGCUGCUGUGGAUUGAAGAGGGUGUUUCGUUAACAGAUGAAUAUAUCAUAAAACUGAAAGAAAUGUAUUUUAAUAAAGUUGCCAUGAUGGACAUAAUUAAAUGGACUUUAUUAGGAGCAAGUACAGUUCUUACUAUUAUAUUCGCCAGUUUUUAUGUACACAAAUAUCGUUCAAAAAAUUGAAAUUAAUCACAAGCUAACUUGAAAUAAUAAUUUCCUAUUAAAGGUCUUAUUAAAGCAUAUAGGAAACUGAUAUAGAAUUCCAUUGUAAUUAAUUGAUUUUAAUAAAUUAUGUAAGUA